UCUCUACGGCCGCUUUAUUUACGGUUUACCUCGUUUACGGCAUACGGAUCUUAUUAUUCAACAGUCCGACUGGCGAUACAUUACCGAUUAUAUCAAACAAAUACUACCUAGAUGAAGACAUAAUCUCGUGUUUAAAUCUUUCCACUUUUAUGCGAGGAGUGCUGAAGACCUGAAGAACUUGUAGAACCCAAACUUUAACGUCCCCAGCGCUAAGAAUGGCAGGAGAAUUCUACUUGCGUUAUUACAUAGGACAUAAAGGAAAGUUUGGUCAUGAAUUUUUGGAGUUUGAGUUCCGUCCCGAUGGCAAACUAAGAUAUGCCAACAAUUCUAAUUACAAAAAUGACACAAUGAUCCGUAAAGAAGUAUUUGUUCACCAACCAGUAAUUGAUGAGCUCAAACGGAUUGUAUCCGACUCUGAGAUAAUGCAUGAAGAUGAUGCACUUUGGCCACCACCAGAUAGAGUUGGCAGACAAGAGUUGGAGAUUGUUAUUGACGAUGAACAUAUAUCAUUUACCACUUCUAAAACUGGAUCAUUAUUAGAUGUAAACACAUCCAAGGAUCCAGAAGGCCUUAGAACAUUUUACUAUUUAGUUCAAGAUCUAAAAUGUUUCGUAUUUUCGUUAAUAUCAUUGCAUUUCAAGAUUAAACCAAUUUCAUAAAGCAAUUUUUUGAUAAAUAAAUUAAAUAUUUAACUUAAUACUUCACAACAAAACAGAAAAAUCUAAAUGUUCUUAAAAAAUAUGACCUAAUUUUCAGUUUAAUUAUAGUAUAAGUUUUAAUUGUUUAGCCUUUUUCAACUUUUAUAUAUUCAUUAUUUUAAGUUUUUGAAACUGUUAACAAAUUAAAGAAAUCACAACACUAGGAAUCAUUUAUACUGAUUUAAUAGUUUAUAUAUUAUUAUUUAAAAAAAUGCUUGUAAUCUAAGUUGACUUGUAAGUUAUUAUUUAUAAAUACUGACUUAUUUUGAUAUAUUUUCCAUUUUAUAUUCACUACAAAUUAAAUAAAACAACAAUUUUAAAACAGAAUAAAAAUCUUAAUUUUUAUGAUUACCUAUCAACAUAAUAUUAUACAUAUUUGACAUUGUCAGAUUUGUAGGUUGUAAAGUUUUAAGUAUUGAAAUACAAAAAUAGUAUUAGCACUAUUUAUUAUAUUAUUUAUACAUACACUAGCCAAAUAUUGUUUGAUCAUAUUUAAAAACAUAAAUUGUAACUGGUUUUUAAUUAAUUUUAAAUUAACAAUCAGCAAAUAGUGAUUUGAAAAAAGUAUAAAAUAUUUGGUUAAUAGCUAGGAACUUAAUAUAAAAAAUAAAUUAUGUAUGUAUUUGACUAAAAUUUGUAUUCAAUAUAUUGGCAAUAUUGUACCUAUGUUCUAUCGUUUAAGUAAACGUCUGUACAGUCAGUGUACAUAGCAAGUAUAUGUUAAAAAAAUCAUAUUGAGAUAACAUAUAUAUAUUUUAAUAUAAUAAUAUAAAAUUAUCUCUGUUAAUUA
This is a messenger RNA of Rhopalosiphum padi (bird cherry-oat aphid), 1488 nucleotides long. It is a transcript of the gene mago, whose product is annotated as protein mago nashi homolog. Gene Ontology annotation, biological process: RNA splicing. Gene Ontology annotation, cellular component: exon-exon junction complex; catalytic step 2 spliceosome; nucleus. The record is from RefSeq and is a predicted model, not a curated record. Bases 216 to 659 code for a protein of 147 amino acids. NCBI's taxonomy places the organism in Eukaryota, Metazoa, Arthropoda, Insecta, Hemiptera, Aphididae. The transcript is spliced from 2 exons.